This is a messenger RNA of Aphanomyces invadans, 3868 nucleotides long. RefSeq lists its product as hypothetical. NCBI's taxonomy places the organism in Eukaryota, Oomycota, Saprolegniomycetes, Saprolegniales, Verrucalvaceae. The transcript has 12 exons. Gene Ontology annotation, biological process: phospholipid translocation. Gene Ontology annotation, molecular function: magnesium ion binding; ATPase-coupled intramembrane lipid carrier activity; ATP hydrolysis activity. The record is from RefSeq and is a predicted model, not a curated record. Gene Ontology annotation, cellular component: plasma membrane. Bases 77 to 3778 code for a protein of 1233 amino acids.
GGAAAACACUUUCACCAGCUCGCACACCCGUCGCUGCUACCACUUCGCCGGCCCUGACACCGUCAACACCAACACGAUGGGAGGGGACAUUGCGAAACCGGACACGCGCACGGUGCACGUGAACAACGACGUCGAGAACGCACGUCUACGGCAGCAAUUCAAGUACACCAACAACUGGGUCUCGACGUCCAAGUACACCAUGUUCAACUUCGUGCCCAAGACCAUCCUCGAGUUCUUUCGAGUUGUUGCGAACGGGUACUUUUUGUGCAUUUCGCUCCUGCAAGUGCUGACGGACUGGUCGCCGACCAACCAGUACACGACGGCCGGACCGCUCCUGAUUGUGCUCAUGGUAUCCAUGACCAAACAAGCGAUCGAAGACAAGAAGCGCCACGACGCAGACGCGAUUCAGAACUGCCGCAUUUGCCACGUUAUGACGGCCAACGGGGCGAUCCAGGAGAAGCAGUGGCAAGAUGUCCAAGUGGGCGACAUCUUGUUCUUGAAAGACAAGGAUGAGCUGCCGGCAGACGUGUUGAUCUUGGCGACGUCCGAGGAGGAAGGACGGUGCUUUGUCGAGACGUGCAACUUGGACGGCGAAACCAACUUGAAGCGCCGGACGGCAUGCGAACCCAUUGCCAAGCUCAUUGGGUUUCGAGCUCUCAAUGAUCCUGUCAUUGACGAAGCCAAGCACAAGGCAUCGUGCAUGGCAUUUCGCGGGUCCAUCGAAUACGAACAGCCCAACAAUCGGCUCUACAACUUUACGGGAGUCGUCAAAGCAGACGCGUUGGCCGACGCAGCGCCCAUUGGACCGACCAACGUUAUCUUGCGCGGAUGCAGCAUCCGCAGUUGCUCGUACAUCUUUGGAAUCGUUUUGUUCGCCGGAAAGGAGUCCAAGCUCAUGCAAAACGCCCGAGCGACCCCGUCCAAGCAAAGCAACGUGUACAAGAUGGUGAACCGGUGCAUCAUGCUGAUCUUCCUCACACAGUUUACGCUCUGCGUGAUCAGCACCGUCUCGUUCAAUGCGUGGGUGCACCACGCACUCAAGCUGCACUCGUGGUACCUCCCCUUCAUCCGCGUCGAAGUCAGCGCGUUCUUUACGUUUUUGAUCCUGUACAACAACUUGGUCCCGAUCUCGCUGUACGUGUCGCUAGACAUGGUCAAGGUAGUCGCCCAAGCCAAGAACAUCUCGAGCGACGAAGAAAUGUGCCACGAAGGGUUUUACGCCAUCGCGCGCACGUCCGACUUGAACGAGGACUUGGGGCAAAUCGAGUACAUCUUUAGCGACAAGACUGGCACACUGACGCAAAACAUCAUGGAGUUUCGCAAGUGCUCGAUUGGCGGCGUCGUGUAUGGUUACGGGUCGACCGAAAUUGCCGCGGCCGUCGCCAGGCUCGCCAAACAUGAAGCCACGCCAGCGACGGCCAACGACCGUGGCCCCGCGACCAAUUUGAACGAUGCCCAGAUUUUCCUCGACAAGUCCAUUCACUUUGACGACCCGCGACUCGUCGUCGAAGCCGCAAACCCGUCGAGUCCGAACGGCGCUCGCAUCCGCGAGUUUCUCACGCUCUUGGCCGUUUGCCACACUGUGAUUCCUGAAACCAAUGCCACCACGGGCCUGACGACGUACCGCGCCUCGUCCCCAGACGAAGAAGCUUUGGUCAAGGCGGCGCGGUGCUUGGGCUACAAGCUCGUGACACCGGCGCCUUUUGUCGAAGUGGAAAUCACGCACAAGGGAACGAGCCCGACAAUGUUGGGGUACUCGAUUUUGAACGUGAACGAGUUCAACUCGACCCGGAAACGGAUGAGCGUAGUCGUGCUGACGCCGCACGGCACGGUUGUCGUGUAUUGCAAAGGCGCGGACAACGUGAUCUUGCCGCGAUGCGCGCUGACGAGGACUGAAGCGGUCUUGGACGAGCAUUUGAAGACGUUUGCGUCCGAGGGCUUGCGCACGCUAGUCCUGGCCAAGCGCGAAAUGUCCAAGGCGGACUACGACGCGUGGAACAAAACGUACCAGGCGGCUGCAACGUCCUUGUCCGAUCGAGAUGCCAUGCUGGAUGCAGCUGCAGAAGCACUCGAAGUCAACAUGACGAUUGUCGGGGCCACUGCAAUCGAAGACAAGUUGCAAGUUGGCGUUCCCAACGCGAUCCACAGCCUGGCCCAGGCCGGUAUCAAGAUUUGGGUGUUGACAGGAGACAAGGAAGAGACAGCGGUCAACAUCGGGCACGCAUGCCGCUUACUCAAUGACGGGAUGCAGUUGCUGUAUGUGAAUCGGGAAGAUUUGGCAGGCCUUGUCGAGCAGGUCGACUACUUGUACAACAUGGAGGCGAUUCAAGACCACUACAAGUCGAAAACCGUGGCGGAAAACAUUGGCAUCGUGUGCGACGGCAAGUCCCUCGUCCAUUUUUUCCCGUCCAAGUCGUUGUCGGCCAACGACAAGGUCACGGCCAAGGAACUGCGGCGCAAACUUCUCGUCGUCGCCAGUGUUUGCAAAGCCAUGGUUGCGUGCCGCGUCUCGCCAGCCCAGAAAGCCGACAUCGUCAACUUGGUGCGAUACAACUCGCGAAACAAGCCCAUCACGCUUGCUAUCGGCGAUGGAGCGAACGACGUCAACAUGAUCCAGUCGGCGCAUGUCGGGAUUGGCAUUUGCGGCCAAGAAGGGGUACAAGCCGUCAACGCCAGCGACUAUGCGAUCGCUCAGUUCCGCUUUCUUCAGCGGCUGCUUCUGGUCCACGGCCGAUCCAACUACAAGCGCAUCGCCAAGGUCAUCUUGUACUCGUUCUACAAGAACAUGUCGCUCGUGAUCGUGCUGUUCUUUUACAACUUUUACAACGGCCAGAGCGGAACGUCGCUGUUUGAGAGUUUUGUCAUGGCCGGGUGGAACUUCUUCCUGGCACUGCCGAUCAUCGCGAUCGGGAUCUUUGACGAAGACGUGAGCCCGGAACAAGCAAUGGCGUUUCCCGCGCUGUACACGACCGGCCAACGCAACGACGACUUGAACGUGUAUCGGUUCUGCAUUUGGAUUGCAAACGCCAUCUUCCACGCCGUCCUGAGCUUCUGGUUGCCAAUCUACAUUGUCGUGGGGUACACGACGGAAGCCUUCCACUUGCAAGGCACGACCAUCUACACUGGGCUCCUCAUGACAAUGAAUUGCAAAGUCAUCAUGGAAACCAUGUCGUGGACCAUGUUCAACCACGGGUUCAUUGUGUUUUCCGUCGUGCUCUACUUCUUCUUCCUCGGCGUGUACCCCUUGUUUACGUUCCUGAGCUGGGACAUGGUCGGCAUCACGCCGAUCCUGCUCUCGUCAGGCAUUUACUGGGCCGUGUUCUUCCUUGUGCCGGUCGCCAACUUUCUUGUCGACUUGUCCCUAAAAUUCUGGGUCAAGUUUUACAGCCCCACGGACGCUGACAUUUUGCGCGAGCGCUACGUGAUUCGACGUGGACAAUCCAAAGUGUCGUGCGGGGUGUCGGAAGCGCGCAAGCCGCGUGGCCAACAAGACUACGUGGAUCGAAGGGGGUCGAUCGAACGCACGCCGGACCAGCUCAUCGCCGACAAGAAGGCCGGAGUUCGCAACGUGGACGACGUCAAGUACACUGGAUUUGCCUAUUCGUCGCCAGAUUCGACGGGACGGGGCUCUGGAUCACGCGACAUUGCGUCGCUCCGCGUGGACCAGCUCCAGCAAACAGGGCGAGUCGGUGAAAUUACAGAGCUGCGCAGACUGAGUGCCUCCCCAUUAGUUCCACCGCCCGUCGGCCAGUCCACCGAGGCGACAACAGAGAAAUAGACAUUCUGUCGGUGUGAAAAGCCUAUUUAUUCGACUGACUGCCCCUUAGAUAUGCUUUAUAAUAUUAUGGAAAAAUUUAUUUUGUGAGGG